Molecule: messenger RNA, 2231 nt
Organism: Polyodon spathula (Mississippi paddlefish)
Lineage: Eukaryota; Metazoa; Chordata; Actinopteri; Acipenseriformes; Polyodontidae
Exons: 7
Coding region: 598-2043 (481 amino acids)
Source: RefSeq, a predicted model, not a curated record
ACCAGUCGACACUGAACGCCGCUUGUUAAUGGCUGAGAGGUCGCUAAAUGUUAGUGAAUUUCACCGCUUCCCCCUGUCAGGCCUGUACAGGAACUGAGUCCCGGGGCUGACCUGAGCGGUUUAACCGAGAUCGGGAGGCAGGUUCCCGGUCAAUACUUUAUGGUUGUACCUGGAUAUUUAAAAAAAAAAAAAAAAAAAAAAAAAAGUUACUUUUUGUUUGUUUCUUGUUUGAACAGCGUGUGACCACCUGUUAUAGGUUGUAUAGCAGUGGUUAUGCAAGGAAAUGUAAUUAAUACUGAGUGAUUCCACAGACCGGUUAUUAGAAGCAUUGGCAUCACUCCUGGUCUGUGUUUCAAUCCAUGUUCUGUAUCGUUAAUUGAAACAAUUAAACCUCCACCGGACCUUUAAGCAGAUCCAUCUCUCAUUUUCCGCGUUAAACUGGAGUGGAAUUACCCUCCAACACCGCGAUUGUACACAAGCCUGUGCUUUAACUGAGGGUUUUAUUUUGUGUUUUGUUUUUGAAGACGUGUCUGUAAGAACCUAGUAAAAUAAAACAUACAUUUGCAGAAGUACUGCAGAUUUUGAGUGGCAGCAAAAAUGGAGCAACAAACCCAGCGCCGGACAAAGAGAACAUCUGACAAUAACAAAUACAGCAAGGAUGCAAUGAGUGACAUGCGGCACUCUCUGCUCCGCAGGGAUGCGCUGAGUGCUGCGAAGGAGGUGCUGUACCACCUCGACAUCUACUUCAGCAGCCAGCUGCAGAAUGCCUCCGUCCCCAAUGUGGAGAAAGGAACCAUUGAACUGGUGGAAGAAUUCAUAUUUCAUGUUGCUAAAGAACGAAACGCUCAGCCGAAGAGGCUGAACUCCUUACAAGAGCUGCAGCUGCUGGAGAUCAUGUGCAGCUACUUCCAAGAGCAGAGCAAGGACGCGGUGCGGCAGGUCAUCUUCUCCACCCUCUUCAGUCCCCAGGGGAAUAAGGCGGACGACAGCCGACUGGCGAUGCUGGGCAAACUAGUCUCCAUGGCUGUGGCUGUCUGCAGGGUCCCAAUCUUAGAAUGCGCUGCCUCCUGGCUGCAGAGAACCCAUGCCGUCUACUGUGUCAGGCUGGCCAGGGUCCUGGUUGAUGAUUACUGCAGCUUGGUGCCGAUGUCAAUUCAGACUCUCAAGCAGAUCUUCAGUGCCAGCCCUAGAUUCUGCUGUCAGUUUAUCACUGCCGUCACUGCGCUGUACGAUCUCUCCACAGAUGACCUGAUCCCUCCUCACGACCUGCUCGAGAUGGUCGUGGACUGGAUCUUCGAGGACCCCAGGUUAACCCUUGUCACCUUCCUCAACACGCCCAUCGUGACAAACCUCCCGCUGGGCUGUCUGGAGCUCACUCCCCUGGCUGGCCUGGUGCGUUGGUGCGUGGAGUCUCCUCUGUCCUACAAGAGGAACAGGAAGCCCUCGCUGUCCAACGGCCAUGGUACCAGCAGCAAGCUCUCCUCUGAGGGCGUGGAGGAAGGCAAGGGCGAGGGGGACUCCCAGCAGCCCCUCUACUCCAAGCUGCACCUCAGCGUACUGCAGGUCCUCAUGAUGGUCCAAGUGCACUUGGCUGAGAAGGACCUGUACGGGCGCUUCGGGCUGCUCAUGUUCGAGCACGUGGUGCAGCUGGUGGAGGAGCUUAGUAGACUGGUGGAAGAGCUCAAUCCUCUCAACGCUGCCAGGGAGACAGAGCUGUCCUUGGACAGGCUGGCUCAGUCGCUGCAAGUUGCCAUGGCCUCCGGGGCUCUGUUGUGCACCAGAGAGGACCUCAGGCCACUGUGUUCUAGGCUGCCCCACAACAACCUGCUUCAGCUGGUCCUGUCGGGGCCUGUCCAGCAGCCAGCCCCACACGCUGCCCUCCCGCCCGGGUUCUACCCACACAUCCACACACCUCCACAGGGCUACCCAGCCCUCUCAGUGCACCCCACACACCCAGCCCUCCCGCUGCACCCCGCCCACCCCACACACCCAGCGCAGACAUUUCUACCAGGAAUGGCCUUUCCAUACAGACCCAUCCGCUAGCAGCAGCAGCAGCAGCAGCAUGUGUCCCCUGGAACGCGCUGCACACAUUGCUAGAAACAUCCCAUCUGGACAGCUUGUCAGCAGAGACGUCGAUGCAGACGUUGCUGUGACUUGUACAAUAGCAAAUAAAUGAAACUUGCGUGUUCCGUUUUGUAUUUGUCUUGCUGGAAGGUUGUAAUAAAGUUUUA